UGUCGGUGUUAUUUGUGUCAAAUAACACAUAAAAUACACACACACUACACACAGAACCUAACUGAAAGCAAGUUGGUUACCAGGCUCGCUUAGCUACUCGAGGAAGUUGCGCAAAAAUAAAGCACAACGAAUACUUAAAGGAUAGCCCAUGUCUCAAAAUGCUUCCAAUCUGGGUCAGCAGCGGCGUCCCGAAGAAUCUUCUGAAGUACAAGAUGUAAGCUUCAAUUCGAGCAGUGAGUAUGCCGAAUGGGAUCGAGGGUCCUACGAGCGUAAAAAGGAAACACGCCCACGGCCUGACCAAAAAUACAAACAAAAAGCCAAGUUUACGGCUUACUGUUGCCUUUCGGAUGAUAGCGAUCCAAGCUUGUAUAAGAAAUGCCAAAAGCGAGCGGAAAGUUAUGUCAAACAGUUUAUAGCAGAAAAAGAUGCCGCUGCCAAUUAUCACUUGCCGGAAGAUGUACCUAUAAGGAAUUUCAUACGCAAAGUUGAGCCAGAAACCUUUACCGAUAGCAAAACUGAAUUCGCAAAAUAUAAAGACUUGGCUGAUAAUAAAAUUGAAGGACAAAAAAAACAUUCCGCAAGGGAAGACUUAACGGCUAAUGAAGCUAACCCGAGGGAACAAUCUGACACGGAUAUUAGUCAAUUAUCGCAGUCGUCGAGUGAAGAGUCGAAAACUUUUAGUCAAAUCUAUAGCGAAAUCUACGAGGAGUCACGAGCGCGACAGGAAAAAGCCGAGCAGAUCUACAGAGUAUAUACCAAUAAGGAAUCUAAGCGAAAGGAAGAAAAAAGAGAACACUAUAUAAGAUCCAAAUCCGGACAACGUACAGCGCGUUGGGUAGAGUACUUGGGUCAGCCCCAUAUUUCCAAUGAGUACUCAACGGAGGGUUCAAACGAAAGCGACAAGGAUUCGGAAUACUUUCAAUCAUCAGUGAAUGAUAAUUAUUUUACCGAAGAGGAUUAUCAAUAUUUAAUUCAAGAACAAUUGCAUGUCAUAGCUCGUUAUCAGCAAGAAUCACGCAGUGGCUAUAACACCUAUAUUGAAGAGUACAUAAGUGAGCUGGCAGGGGCUUCUGAUGGAGAUCAGGUAGCUAUUGGGAGCCAACCAUCACACGGGGAUGCAAAGGACUCUUUGAGCGAACAAGGGGACAGACAAUCCAAAGACCAGAAAACUCAUGAAACUGAACCAUCUGUAGUGCGCAGCAGCAAAGCUUGUUCUCUUGAAUUUACACAAAAAAGUUUAAAGUCAAAUAAUAACGAUAUCGGAAAAACAGAAGUGCUGCAAUUUGAACAUUGUGAUAUAUAUCAUAUAAGGCCAACCGGCAAUAGAAUUUGUUCUGUGAAAAAAUUUAAGAAAACUCCAGUUGAAGCUGUUUUCAAUGAUCGUGACGAAAGAAGUCAUCAAGACUGCACCGAUUUUGAGUACAAUAAAAGCGAGGACUUAAAUAAUUCAAGAAAGUUACUGAAACCAAUUGAAGAGCGGACGUCCCAGGGAAGUGCAGCUAAGGGAAAAGCUGAUCAAGCUGAAUUGAAAGAGAAUGCUGCCAUUUGUUCUUUCAAGCGCAUCGAAGAGCGCAGAUCUCGCGAAAGUGAAAAAAUUAAAAUAGAUAGUCCGAAGAGUUCCAUAAAAUCUACUGAAGAGCGGAAAUCCCGGCGAAAUAUAGCUGAUCGAAAAGCUUCUCAUUGUAGCAGCUGUCAAGAAAGUUUUAAUAGUAAGCAAAUGGAAGCAGAUAGUUUAAAGAGUUCCUUAAAACCUACUGAAGAGCGGAAAUUACGACGAAAUGUAGCCCAACGAAAAGGUGAUCAUAGCAAGGACGCAAAAGUAAAUGGUUUGACAGACUCUUCCAAACGGGUUGAUGAGCGCAGUUCCUGGCAAAGUGUCAACACUGAACAAAUUAAAGCAGAUAGUCCGAGUUCCUUAAAAUCUACUGAAGAUCUCAAAUUUCAGCUAGGUAUAGCUAAACGAAAAGCGGAUGAAUACAAGGAUCUAAAAGAGAAUGCUUCUAUAGAUUCAUCCAUGCGAGUUGAUGAGCGCAACUCUCGGGAAACGAGCUUUACUAAAAGAUCUAAAAGUCAAUCAAAUUGCUAUCAAUCAGAGAGCUUUGUUAGGGACGUUGAAGAGCCCAAGUCGCAGAUAUUUAAAAAGAGAUGCGUUCCCUGUGAGCAAAGCGAUACCGACUUCUCAAAGCCCAAGUCACGGCUACCACCAUAUAAUCUUAAAAAAUCAGGGAAGACCUACAAUAAAAGUCACAAGGCGCUUCAAUCCCCAACGAAUUUAAAUUGUCCCAGCGAGAGAUGCACAAAGAAUUUUGAGAUAACCCCUCUGGAGGCUAUUGAUAGCUCUCUGUUGUAUGCGAAUGAAGAAGUUAGCGUCGAUGAUUACUAUUUAAGCAGCAAAGGUGCGACUUCAGACAGUUCCCUAAUUAGCACAUCACGAUCUAUGCAGAGUGCGCCCAAGACAUAUCAGGAUCGUGCGAGCAGUCCCAUACAGAUCAUUUACAGCGAGCCAAGCGAUAGCUUCGAAAUGGAGCUAGACAUGACGCCCACAAUUCAGGAAAUGGAAGAGGAAAUUGCUGACAAUGAGGCUGACGAUGAGGCUGUUGUGGGGGAGUGCCAUGUGGCAAUGGCAGAGAGUGAGAGAUCUACGAAAAGUAAGUUGUCCAAGGAAUGCUCCCAGACAAGCAUAGCCAGCGAGGAGAAAGGAGUCCAAUAUCCCAGCGGCGAUGAGCUGGGUGAUUCGUCAAAGAAACAGAAGCGAGCCCUUAAAAUAUACAACCUGGAUGAGGCCCUACUAAAAGUGCCCAAGGACUUCAAGGGCAAAGCGAUUGUGUUCGACAAUGAGGAUGAAUUGCUGGACAUAAGUCUAAGCGACGACGAUCUCCAGCUGCAGGCCAAGCUACAGGCAGCUGUCUGGACCGAUGCCACAAAGGAAGGCAGCUCCAACAAUAUCAGCUGCAAUUCGCUGCCAAGUGGGGAUAGUCGGACAAGCAGCAGCAGCAGCGCUUUCAGCAUCUGCAGCUACCAGCCCAGCGAGCGUUUCUAUAGACGCACUCAGCCGGAAGAUGAUGACGACCUGAAGAUACCCGAACCGGACAUGGACACGCAGCCGAUCACCUAUGAGUUACAUGUGGCCCGACUCGCCGAGCGUGCGCUGCGAGCUUGUACUGACUACUACCAAAGGGGCGUCCAGUUGAAACCGGAGCUGGAACAAGAUAUUGCAGCAAAGGUGCAAAUGCUAUACAAUUCGGAAAUGCAGUUUAAUACGCCGAAGCGCCUUAUCAAACGGGAGGAGAUCCUCAAACAGUUCAAUCUGCGACUGCAACAACAGCUAAACCUAAUCGCGCCCAGCUUUCAAUAAAGCAAACAUAAACACACACAAACAUACACACACACAGAAAGGAUACAGCACAACAUCUUCCAUAUAUAUCCCAUAUAUUUUCUAUAUGAACAUAAAGUUCAGCUUAUAAAAAUCAA
This is a messenger RNA of Drosophila virilis, 3471 nucleotides long. It is a transcript of the gene laf, whose product is annotated as labial associated factor. The record is from RefSeq and is a predicted model, not a curated record. Lineage: Eukaryota; Metazoa; Arthropoda; Insecta; Diptera; Drosophilidae.